CCAGUCUCACACACUGACACACUCUCUCUAUCUCUUCCGCGUCACUCUCUUCUUCCUCGCAGAAAACCCUAAUCCUCAAGCAGGUUAGUGCAUUGGAUCUCACCAAUGGUGCGGAAUGUAUCUGAUCAUUCAGUAUCUCCAGUCAGGGGACGUGGAUCUCCUCGUAGGAGGAGCCCUUCUCGAAGAGAGAGAUCUCCUGCUGGGCAUAGGAGUUCACUCAAAACAAGCUCACCUGUUAGAGAGAAACCUUCAAGUCGCACCAGGUCCCCUAAACGCACACGAUCAAGAUCUCCUGUAUCUCUACCUGUAAGAGAGAAACCUUCAAGUCGUACCAAGUCACCUAAACGCACAAAGGCGAGGUCUCCUGUUUCUCCCUUGCCCAUGAGAGAGAAACCCUCAAGUCGCACCAGGUCCCCAACACUUGCAAAGUCGAGGUCUCCUGUAUCUCGCUCACCCUCACCACAGACUAAAAGAUUAAGGAGAACUCAAGCUGAAAGAGAGGCUGAGAGAGUGAGUGAAAGGGAGAAUGAAAGAAAUCAUGGUAGGGGAGGUGAUAGGGGUAUACGUAGGGAAAGAGAUCCAGACAAGGCAGUGCCUAGUGAGAGAAGGGAGCGAAGGUCAGGAAGGGAUGCAGUUGAUAAUGGGUCUUCUAGAAUGAGACAUGGGCACUCAACUUCACCAUCAGACCGUCACCAAAGGAGUAGACACAGAUCUCGGUCCCCUGCUGCUGCUGCUGAUAACAGGAUGCGUGAUGAGGUGACUAACUCAAGGGGAGUGGAACAUCGGGAUGACGAAGAUGAUUCUGUAUCUAAAAUGAAGGCUGCUGAAGGCGCCCUAGAAGCCAAGGAAAAGCAAAAGCCUUCGUUUGAGCUGUCUGGAAAGCUUGCUGCGGAAACCAACAGAGUAAGAGGUGUGACACUGCUGUUCAAUGAGCCACCAGAUGCUCGGAAACCUGAUGUAAGAUGGCGAUUGUAUGUUUUCAAGGGUGGUGAAGUGCUUAACGAGCCUCUAUAUGUACAUCGUCAAAGCUGUUACCUCUUUGGGAGAGAAAGGAGGGUGGCAGACAUCCCUACGGACCACCCAUCUUGCAGCAAACAACAUGCUGUCCUUCAAUACCGGCAAGUAGAGAAGGAGCAACCUGACGGCAUGUUGUCGAAGCAAGUAAGGCCUUACGUAAUGGAUCUUGGAAGCACAAAUGGAACUUUUAUUAAUGAUAAUCGGGUUGAACCUCAGCGUUAUUAUGAACUUCUUGAAAAAGACACCAUCAAAUUUGGUAAUAGUAGCCGGGAGUAUGUACUACUGCACGAGAAUUCAGCUGGAUGAUGCUUAUAUUUAAUGGCUGCUUGAGCAUGAUCCUCUACCUUGUUAGCAUGGAAGAGAUGCACAUGUCAUUUGGAGAAAUUGACAUUUGUUGGAGUAUUAUGCAAGGUACGGUGUCUAAGCAUGGAACAUGUUCCAGGUGUCCAUUUUGCAAUUAUUUGGAGCUAUAAGUGUUCACUUAGUUCCAUCUGAAUAGAGAGAAAUGUUGGUUUUUCUGCAGUUUGCGUUGCUUUUGUACCCUAUGAAUUUAUAGCAUGGUCAGUCCUGUGUAAAUUAAUUACUAGUAACUGGGUUUUUAUAUUAUAAAGAGCAGGAUUCUAAUGAUUCUCUUGUCAAAGUUGUCAACUCAACUGGUUUACCAUGCAAUUUUAUCGUAACACGAAGCGACCCAG
This is a messenger RNA of Ilex paraguariensis (yerba mate), 1712 nucleotides long. NCBI's taxonomy places the organism in Eukaryota, Viridiplantae, Streptophyta, Magnoliopsida, Aquifoliales, Aquifoliaceae. The record is from the annotation of a GenBank genome assembly.